Microsporum canis CBS 113480 is the source of this 2022-nucleotide messenger RNA. RefSeq names its product fungal specific transcription factor domain-containing protein. NCBI's taxonomy places the organism in Eukaryota, Fungi, Ascomycota, Eurotiomycetes, Onygenales, Arthrodermataceae. The coding region runs from base 1 to 2022 and encodes 673 amino acids. The transcript has 9 exons. Gene Ontology annotation, molecular function: zinc ion binding; DNA binding. The record is from RefSeq and is a predicted model, not a curated record. Gene Ontology annotation, biological process: DNA-templated transcription.
AUGGAUACGGCCGAAUCAAGAGAUAGUGAUGCUCCGCCAGCUGGCCAAAAGAAUGUGGCAUCCCAGAGAGCGCUAAUCAUGGCGUCGAUUACCUCACAUUCAAUCAGUGUGAUAACUGUCGCCUUCGAAAAUGAAAAGAAGAUCGAGACCAUUGAUGAGCGCCUUUCGACUAUAGAGCGCUUGUUGCAGGAUCUCACUCUCUCAUUGCCUGCGGCUACGGCUGUACAGUCCGGGCCCAAGAUCCCAGAGCCGCCGUCAUCUAGGCAUAAUGAAGGGUCAAAUGUACCAUUGGUUCUACAAGGCUCAGAAGAGCCUCCGGCAAAGCGCACUCCUGAGUUCGAGGGAGAAUCGUCGUUUAGUGCUCAUUCAAUGCAUGCGGGUGCACUUUUUGAAAAUGCCAUGAAAAGAAUACCUUUUGCACAUGUACCCAUGAUGUCUCACGCCUUAUCUGCACUACAAGACAUUAUAAAACGACAAUCACUCCCAUCGUCCGUGAAUGUCCUAAGGUUCCCGGGGCAGCCACCCAGGAAGAGAAUAAAUUUCUCUGAUUUGGAACUACCCCCUUCAAACGCUGUGUUGACCCUGCUCAGACUUGCAAAUGAUAAUCCACCUCUUUUCUUCCUUACCCUACCGGCGAUGAACCUCCCUCAUUUUACACAAAUGUGUAAAGAUCUCUACUUUUGUACAGAGGAAUACUCGUCUGGACGAUUUGCUUCAGUCAACUCUAUACUGGGGCAUCUCUUUAAAGAGAUAGCUUUUCGGUUCAAAGAUGACCCAUCCACGGCCAAGUUUUACGAGUAUAGUGAACUCUGCAUGUCAAAUUUCAUAGCAGUGAUCAGUUCUUUUGAUAUACUCACGGAACCAAGCCUGGAUAACCUUAUGGCAUUGACAUACGCUAUACUUCACGCAACCGAAUCCGCAAAAAUAUCCCUAUGCUGGACCUUUGUGGCGAGCGCAGCUCGAAUGGCCCAGAGCCUUGGUUACCAUCGGUCUGUUUCUACUGAAGAUGAUAAGCCAGAAGAUGUCAGGGUGAAAGAAUUCCUCUUCUGGUUCAUAUACUCGAUGGACAGAAGCCUAUCUCUUUGCCUAGGAAGGGCUGCGUUACUUCCAGAUUACGAUAUUGCACUUCCCUAUCCGUCAUUAUCACCAGAUCCGUCACUUCGACCAUGGCACAUAUUAUUUCGCUACUGGCUUGAUUGCUCCAAAAUAACUGGUGAGGUUUACGAGCAUCUCUACUCAGUCAAGGGUGUUUCUUCGAGCGCAGAAGUUCGGGCAAAGAAAAUCUACGAAUUAAGUUUUCGACUUCGAGAAUGGAGAGAUCAAAUAAUUGCUAUCGAUACCGAGGAAGCCUACCAUAAAGCACACAUACAAUGGAUUGUCCCUGCAUCAGAGCUGACCUACAACCUAAUGGCUACUAUAAUACAGCGUGCUGCACCUACAGCUCAACCCCCUGAGACUCCCUCUGGGCUCAACCUACAGGUCCUUCUUCAAUGCCCCUUUGCCCCGUUCAUGGUAACGUUUUGCCAUACAAUUGCAGCGUCUGACCUCGAUGACCUUAAACUACUUGGCGAAGUUGCAACUUCCCUCCAAGCGGCUGCUGAUGUAUCUGAAGCAGCAGAUCGAUUAUACCGGCUAUGUCUGGUCUUCUAUCAGGUCGCAAAAUUAUAUGUAGACGUUCAACCGAAGGAACCGCAUGAUUAUCCUGUGAUUCCAAAGCCGGGAGAAGCCUUUGACGAAUAUCUUACUUCUCUUGGGUUUGGGCCUAACACUCUGACUCCAGAGACAGCUGAUGGCAACAGUAACACCAAUUUUAAUGACCCGAAUGACCAUCCCAUAGCGGCAUUCCAAAUGCCACCUGAGAUGAUGGAGACUGACAUGUCACACACUCUUGGGGACUGGUUUCUUGACAACCAAUACAUGAUGGGUCUGUUAGAUUCCGAUUUAGCGGUCCUAAUAGCACACUUGAACUAUCAUAACGGUAAGCUCACUGGAAUAAUUUUCAUCUACCGAGAUAAAGGUUAG